UGUAUAUUUUCAGCGUGAUGGGCGAUUUAAGCUGGAAAGACUUUCUGAGUCAGGCUAAGCAGUUUCUUGGAAUUUCCCAGCAAUUGGGCGAUAGUUGGAUGCUGGAGGAAAAAAACUCGGAUGAGCCCAACACCUUCCUUAAGUUUAGUCAAAAGAUUAAAUGCAAGGGGGGCAAGGAUAAUUCAGAGGAGUUGCUGAAUGUGGAGUACCACGUUGUUUUUAGUGUAUCCUAUCAAGUACCUAUGAUGUUUUUCCAGGCACACAGAUCAGAUGGAAGCCUUCUGGACUUGGAGGCUACUUGGCAACUGUUUAUGCCGGAAACAAAAGCCACUGAACUCUACCAGAUUCUUACUCAAAUGGACCAUCCUGUGCUUUUUAGACCUUUCAUGGCACUGCAUCCAUGUCGCACCGCCGAGGUGCUCAAACAAUUCGGACAGCCCAGCAGUAAUCAAGUUCUCACCUUUAUAAGCCUUUACGGACCCCAUGUGAAGUUGCACCUUCAAAAUGCCUACGGUCUCAGCCAAGAUUACACAUAAUUUACAUUUAUUGGUGGUUGUUUUAAACAUUGGUUAUAGGAGUAUACAUGUGUGGAUAAUAUGGCAUAUGUAAUUUACAGUUUUACAUUUCAUUCGCUAUCUUAAACUGGUUUGACCUUUGCAUUGAAUAUACUAUAUUUGAGGGCAUUGUGGGUCCCCAUUUCUUCUAGUACUUGGCACACGUGAAGAUCCAAAUUGUACAAUAUAUACGGGCAAACUUUUAUGGGAUAUAGUUAUAUAGCGACCACUCUAAACGUCUCACCUUGGCCAAUCUAAAUACGAAACAAAGUACUUUAAUAAACCUACGAAAGGAACCAAACUUUGUACACAUAUUAUAACUCCGCUUGGGAUAUAUUCUUCUACUUAUGCUUUAAAUAUUAUAGGGCUAACAUAGUAUAACUUUGCAAGUUCCACUCGCUUUCAUUGUUAAUUUCACUGGUAAUAUCAACUAGUAGUUACUUGUUCAAUUAUUUCAUAGUUUCAAUAUAGGGCUAUUUUUAGACAGGUAUAUGCUUAGACCUAAUUGUACUGUACACAAGCGUGGCCUUAGUUGAGCCGCUUUGCCUUGCAUUUUACUAAUGUUAAGUGGUUCAUUUAUAAUUAAUGUUAACUGGCUACUGUGUGGCAUUAGCGGCACCCCGGCGCCGACACAAAACUCCCCUGUUCCUGGCGAAACCGAGGUAUUGCGGGCUCGAGGAAUCGCAUUGAAAAUGUUUAUUUGCAAAAUAAAUCGAUUUUAUGUAUAUUACGUUAGUUUGCAAUUGUAAUCCGACAGAAUACACGUUCACGUACAUUGAUAUAAUAUCUUUUCUAUUGACAGGCUAUCGUGCCAAAAGACGGAUGGUGUGUGGAGUAUGAACAUCCUCUAGAGGAAGUUCAUGGGUGACUAGAAUGGCACGGACGAGGAGAACUCAAUUAAGACUCGAGAAGUGGCUAAGAUAAUAUGAAUUUUUCUAUUCCCAAGCAG
This is a messenger RNA of Drosophila takahashii, 1503 nucleotides long. RefSeq names its product Autophagy-related 10 (gene Atg10). Gene Ontology annotation, molecular function: Atg12 transferase activity. Gene Ontology annotation, cellular component: intracellular anatomical structure. NCBI's taxonomy places the organism in Eukaryota, Metazoa, Arthropoda, Insecta, Diptera, Drosophilidae. Gene Ontology annotation, biological process: protein lipidation; macroautophagy; protein modification by small protein conjugation. The record is from RefSeq and is a predicted model, not a curated record.